Corapipo altera (White-ruffed manakin) is the source of this 6234-nucleotide messenger RNA. It is a transcript of the gene RP1L1, whose product is annotated as RP1 like 1. Lineage: Eukaryota; Metazoa; Chordata; Aves; Passeriformes; Pipridae. Gene Ontology annotation, cellular component: axoneme. Gene Ontology annotation, biological process: photoreceptor cell development; intracellular signal transduction; retina development in camera-type eye. The coding region runs from base 1 to 6234 and encodes 2077 amino acids. The record is from RefSeq and is a predicted model, not a curated record. The transcript is spliced from 4 exons.
AUGUCUCAGGUGCCUGCUGACCUCCUGUCAACCACCAGCUCCUACAACUAUGAGCCGCCCCUUCCCUCCGUGGCUCGGGCGAGUGCUCUCACCCAGGUACCUCCAGCCAAAAAAAUAACCUUCUUCAAGAGUGGAGACCCUCAGUUUGCAGGAGUCAAGAUGGCCAUCAACCAGCGGAGCUUCAAGAGCUUCAAUGCUCUCAUGGAUGACCUCUCCCAUCGGGUCCCUCUGCCGUUUGGGGUGCGGACCAUCACCACCCCACGAGGAAUACACUGCAUCAGUGAGCUGGACCAGCUGGAGGAUGGAGGGUGCUACCUGUGCUCCGACAAGAAAUACGUGAAGCCCAUCGGCAUCACUCCCGGGGGACACAGGCCAGCCCCUCCACGACACGCUCGGCCCUCCAGUACCAUGAGAAGAGCAGCUCAGGAGAGCAAGCUGGAAGAUUAUUCCACACCCUUCACUCACCAUGGCCCCAGAAUACCCAAGAAAAUCACUCUAGUUAAGAAUGGGGAAAGUGGGUUUCGGCGCUCAAUUAUCCUGAACCGCAGGAACGCCCGGAGUUUCAAAACCCUCCUGGAUGAGAUUACGGAGAUCCUGCAGUUCCCAGUGAAGAAACUCUACACCCUUGAUGGGAAGAAGAUUGACAGUAUGCAGGCCCUGCUCCACUGCCCCAACGUGCUGGUGUGUGUCGGCCGGGAGCCCUUUAAACCUGUGUCCAUGGAGAAUCUGAGGAAACACUCGGUGGAGAAGCUGCCCAACCUGCCUCCCCGUUCCAACGGCAACAAUGUCAACGAGAACAAUGAAAGUAAGCAAAGCUCUGGGUUGAACUUCGGACUGAAAGCCAAAAAAAGCGUUAUCCAUCCGCGGUCGUCAUCAAGCAACAGGUCCAUGAGAUUUUCUUUGUCAUCGGAAAAGUCGUAUCCUAACGGUCUCGCUGCCUCACCGGAUAAUGGAGCACCUUUCUCCAACGGUUGCUCCCACCCCAAGGCUGGGGAGCUGGUCCAGUCCCUGGUCAACGACGACAUAGAGAAGCGGGUGCAUGUGAACAAGGAUGGGAGCUUGUCUGUUGAGAUGAAGGUCCGCUUCCGCCUGCUGAAUGAUGAGACCUUGCAGUGGUCCACCCAGAUCAAGAAGUCCAACCUGCUGAACCGGCUGCCUUGUGAGGAGUCAGGAGCAGAGGAGGACAGUGGAGUGGACCCCCUACAGAAAAUGAACCCAGAAGUCAGCUCAGAGGCGGAUGACUCGUUGUAUCCCUGUGAGAUCGAUUCCUAUAUGUCAAAACUUGAGGAAUCCGAGUGUGACGAGGCUCACUGUCACAGCUGUGGGAAGAAGCACCAGGACUAUGACAUUUGGAAGAACCCCAUGCACACAUCCCAGAGGGAAGAGCCCAGCGUACGGAGCACGUGGCGCACGCGGUCGUCAUGCUCCAGCACGUCCUCCCGGAGGAGAGUCGUCCACAAAAAAAUUACUUCCGUGGACAGCCUCCACACCACAUCCAGUGAGGAAUUCUCUGAGCACAUUGUGAGAGAGUCCUCGUCCUACUCAGAGACUAUAGAGAACAGAGUGGCGUAUCGAUCCGUCAAAAAGUGCAGGUGCCGAAGUGAUUUGUCUACAGGUGCUUCCAUUGGAGAAGAUCAGCAAGGAGACACUCGGGCAAGCACAGGGAAUGGCCAGAGACCUUCAUCCGUGGGCUUAAUGUCACAUUCCAGCUGUGAAAACAACCUGGAUACUCAAGACUCCCCCGAAGACCAUGAGAUCAGCAAAACCAUUUCACAAAAUGAAGAGGAAAACUGUUUCGAAGCUUCCUCUGUGAAGGGCUUAAAGGAUGACGUGGAAGAGGUUGAAAGCAGCAGAGUUGGGAGUGUCAUGUCAAAGUCAUCCCUGCAGUCCAAACGGAGCAAGAAUAAUGUCUGUGAGGAAACCAGCAGUGUGGGUAGGAGCAUGUCCUCCUCCUCAAGCCUUCAGAAGGCAAAUCAAGCAGAGAACUCUCGGAGCUCCACCCCUGCCAACAGUGUGCACAGCAAGUCCAGCAACUGUACCACCCAAAAAGCAAAGAGCGAGCAGGAUGACCAGUCUGAUGAAAAUCCAGUGGUCUCCUCCUUGUCCAGUGAGUCCUGCCCUAAGAAAGAGGCUGAAGAGGCAGAAGAGGAAAGUGAAGUCAGAGAAGUCAGCUCAGUGUCAGCAAAAACAAAGCCCAGCCAAUCAAUUAAGGAUGAGAGCAGUGAGGGGGAACGAUGCUCUACACAAGGAAGCCACUCCAGAGCUACUGACAGGAACAGCAAGAAAAGUGACAGUGAUGAGAACGUUGCAUGCAACAUCUCUUGCUCUUCCACAGGAUCCAAAAAGAGCAAACGCAGCCACAUUCAUUUGGACGCACGGUCUGAAAUGUCUGUGUCUUCACUUGGAUCCUCUCCAAAUAAAAAGAAGAAUUCCCUACAUGCAGAUGAUGCAAGAUCGUGCAGCAGAGCAUCCAAUUACUCCAAAAGCUCAUGUGAAACCAAGAAAAAAUCUGUUGGAGAUGCCAUGUCUCAAAAGUCAGGAUCUCUUCAGUCAAACAUUUCAUCUACUAGUGUAGCAGAAGCAACUGCAGGUCCUGCUGAGGAGAAAAGCUCUAAAAGUACCACCAGUCGCUACAGUGAAUCCUCAAAAGGCUCAAAGAAGAGAAGCCAUAGAGAAGACAAUAGUAAACCAUCAUCCCUCUGCUCAAAAUCUUCAAGUCCUAAUGGAAAAGCUGGAGAGGGUCAUGCCAAAGUUAGUUCAGAGCUCUCUUCUUCCAGACAGGGAAGUAUGAGUGGGAGUGUGUGUUCCAAAGCUGACCACGCAACUGAGAAUGAGAUUAGGAAUGGAAAGCCUACAAGUAGCUCCUCAAGAGUCUCUUCAAAAUCAGAAGUAAAAGAUAAAUUCUUGUUGGCACAGGUAUCCCAGGAGACGGAUGAGAGGCGUUCACAGUCAAACAUGUCUCAAUCUUCAAAGUCAAGGCAGACAAAAAACAACAAUCUUCGGGUGAAGAUGUCAAACUCCAGCCGGGCAUCACUGUCUGAGAGCACGUCGGUGCACAGCCUGCACUGCCCUGCCCCACCCAAAGGGAAGCCAAAGAGGAAAAACAUGCGUCCAGCCAUAUUGAAGAAUUCCUCCGUUAGCAGUGUAGGCACCAAGUCGGUGCUGAGCACAGGAAAAGAGCAGAAAGAAAUUGUAGAUUCCUCCAAAGAGACUUCCUAUGGGUCUAGGUCAGCAGCACCCGAAGUAAACGAUCAGAAUAAUAAAGAGACAGAUGAUUCUUGCAAAAAAAAAGCAGAGGAAGCAUCAGAAGACACGGGUGUGCAGGAGGAAGGGAGUGAUUUAAUGCCAUCUGCUCUGCCAAAUACGUCUCCAGAAGAAGUUGUGCAAGAGUGGCUCAGAAAAAUCCCUUCAGAAACGUUGCUUGUGAAAUAUGAAAUGGAGGAUGAUGUGGAAGAGGAAGGUACAGAGACAGUUACCGAGGUGUCACACUGUACACACGCCGAGGAAGCUCCAGAGGAUGAAAAAGCUGAGGAAAAGAAUGAGGAGGAGGCUGAAAAUGAAGCAAAGGUUGAAGUGGAAGGAGAGACAGCAGAAGACACAGCAAUUAAUGAAGAGGUUGAAGAAUGUGUGAACCAGGAAGAAGUCUGUGAGGUUGCAACUGAGGCUGCCAAAGCUGAGCAGGCAGAAAGCAACCAGUCAGUUACCUCCAGCCAAAAUAACAACAGGAGAGACCUGCCCACCUCUGUCCAGACUUCCGUCCAGAUCAUGAAGGCCUUGCUCAGUUCAAAACACGAGACCAAAUUCGACCGAUCGAACAGUUUGCCCGAAGUGUCCCCCACCAUGGGGAGAAAACUCAGCAACUCCGCCAACAUUUUGAUUACUUGUCUUGCCAGUCUCCAACUCCUUGAUGAAGAGUCAGAAGACCCAUCAGACAACUCAAAAGCUUUGAAUAAGUCAAGGUAUACAGAGCUGCUGAAUAUUUUUCAAGCCCUGUGGUUGGGAUGCACAGCUGAAAGGAGUGGUCCAAGCUCAGGUCAAGAGGCCAGCGAGCAGGCAAAGCCAGACCUGGGGUUUAAAGGCCCAAAAUCUAUGGAUCACGCCUUCACUCACAUGUCUUCCUCUGGGGUUGAUGUCUGCAGUGGUUCUGGUGGCUCGGGAGAAGAAUGUACAGCUGGUGCCACUUUGGUGGCACAGAAAACUGCUGAAUUCAAAUCAGCCGAAGUGGAAAAUACAGAGACUGGCACAGAAGUGACUGAGGCUGAGGAGCAAAGUAAAGAGGGAGCGCAGCCAUCCCGCCCUUCAACAGCCUGCUCAGACUCACACAGAGAGGAAAAAGCACAGUCUGCUAAAGAGGAAUCUCUAAUUCAGGAGGAAGAAGAGAAGGAGGAGGAUCAGUGCCAUACCUGUGAACAUGGUCAGGAGGAAGGGGGAGAAAAUGAAAAUGAAGAAACCAGCAAACUAGUUGAAACUGGAGAACAAGAAGAAGCUGGAGCUGUGAAUGAUGAACUCCCACAAGAAAAUCUGGAAGCCACCACUGAUGAUACAAAUGUCAACAAUGCUGAUGCUGAGAUGGAGAUAAAAGCUGAUUUGGAAGGGCAUCUUGAAAAAGAGUCACCAAGUGACCCAGAGCCCAAAGUCAGUACAUCCACCAGUGUGGGCACAUCUGUUGUCCGGCAAAAGUCAGUGGAUCCAGACCCAGUCUGGGUCCUGAGGCUGCUCAAAAAAAUCGAGAAGGAGUUCAUGGCUCACUAUGUCAAUGCCAUGAAUGAGUUAAAAGUUAGGUGGAACCUGCAGGAUAACCAGCAGAUGGAUGAAAUGAUACAGGAGCUGAAGGAAGAAGUGAGUAAAAGGAUACAAAAAAGCAUAGAGAAGGAGUUGAGGAAGAUCAGAAGCAGAGUUGGGACAAGGGUGCCAAGACCUCCAGAUGAGCCACUCACACUGGAGUCAAAACUCCAGACAGAGCAGAGGAGGUGGAGAUUGCAAACUAUGCACAAAAAGUCACUCUUUGGUGGCAAGAACGGCAACCAGAGCAGGCUGGAGGAGACAAUAGACUUAUCCCUCGAUGUAGAUAAAGACUUAGCACUCAGCGCAGCUUUUGAUGACAGUAUUAGUAAACAAUCAAGCGAGGAGGAAUAUUGUCCAUGUGACUCCUGCGUGAGGAAAAAAAUGGCCUCCAAGCCCCAAAGACUCCCCAUGGUGGCCACCAAUGCCCCAGUCAUGAAAGCAUUUGAUUUGCAGCAAAUCCUGAGGCUGAAGAAAGAUGAUAAGGAGGAAGCCAUUGUUGCAGAAACAGCCCAGGACAUCAAAGGUGAACCCCAGGCAGGUGAAGAAGAAGUGGAGGACAAUGAAGAAAAGGAGCCAGAAGUAAAUGAAUUGAAUGGAGAUGGAGAAGAACCUGAAAUAGCAGAGAGUCAAAAAGGUGAGGGGGAGGAUGAGGUGCAAAAUGAAGAAACCAAAGAAGAUGAAGCAGAAGAAGAAGCUGAAGAGAAGUCCAAAGGUGAAGAUGAAGCUGAAAAUGAAGCUGAAGAAACAGAGGAGCCAGAGGAUGAUGAAGCAGAGACAUCUGAAUGCAGAGGGGAUGCCAAGGGCUCUGGAACUGACAAUAAUCCUGGAGAAGAUGAUGCAGAAGGAAAUGAAGAAGCUGAGCAGGAUGAAGCUGAGGCAGUAGAAGAUGCAAAACCAGAGUCAGAAGGUGAGGCUGAGGAGGAAAACAGUGAGAAACAUGAUGAGAAUGAGGAGGAACCUGCCAAUGAUGACCCUGACAAGGCACAUGAAAAACACGAAGGCAAAAUCAACAGCAAGGUUUCUCAGAAAGUCUCAAGGGCCAAAGGCAAGAAAAAUAGCAAAAAGCUGGAGAGUCUGAAAACAUCCACCGCCUUUUCUUAUUAUUCUUCUGUAGGAAACUUCUCGCAGCAGUCCCAGAAGGGGUCUGAAGAUAAAGAUGAUGGAGAAGACGAAGAGGAAGGCAAAGAUGACCACAACCCUGGGAGUGACCCCCCCAAUGGAGAGAUUCGAAGUGAUGAGAGCUCCAAACCCUCACAGAUGUAUCCUGAGAGCGAGGAAGAGGAAGAAGAUGAGGACAAAGAUUCUUCAGGCACUGACGCUGCGGGAGAUGAGGACGCGGCAGACGCUGAAGGUGCAGAUCCAAAGGAGGCUGAAAAUACUGAUGGAGUUCAGGCUUCUAAAAAGAAAGAAAACUCUGAUAAUAUUGACCAGGAAGACUUGGACUUCUAG